AUGAAUCCCCCAUCUACACCUACCACCCCUCGGUCGAGCUCACGGCCGGAUCGGAGGUCAGUAGGCGCUCUGGCGGCGAUGCCGCAACGAGGGGAGAGCAGUAAUGCGUUGAUGUCGGAACUGAGGGGAUCGCCAUCCAGUCCCCGCCGAUACGGACCCCGCGCCUCCGCGGCCCCUAUCCCUUCCUCCCAAUCUUUGCUAUCACCCGCCUCGUCCAUCUCUGACCGGGAGAGGGAUCGACCGAGCUUCACACAGCCCCGAUCGAGCUAUGCGGUCCAGUCCCAGUCGUACCAGUCGGAUUUGACGGGGUAUGGUGGGUUGGAUGAUGGUGUAGAGGCGGAUGAUGAUUUGCAUAACCCGGAUCCCAAGCGGGGCAGUAAGCACGACCGCCUCGGCACAAUCUUCACCUCCCGCGGAGUAAUCAACAUCGGCUGUCUCGUCAUCGUCCUCUGUCUCCUCCUCGGCCUCUUUGCGGCCUACCCCAUCGCAUCCUACUACACCUCCAACAGCCUCGGGACGAAUGGCGCGUACAACCUGGGCGGGAUCAACUCGACGGGCCAGAUCCCGCAAAUCACCAAUUUCAGGCCGGUUAUUGAUGUGGAUACGCCGCAGAGCGCGAUGACGAGGACGGGGUAUGAUGGGCAGAAGUAUUAUUUGGCUUUCUCGGAUGAGUUCAACAAGGAUGGGAGGACUUUCUACCCCGGAGAUGACCCAUACUGGACUGCCAUGGACAUCCACUAUUGGCCAACUACCGACUUUGAAUGGUACGACCCCUCGGCGAUAACCACCAAAGACGGCUCCCUCGUCAUCACCAUGACCCAAGAAUCCAUCAACGACCUCAACUUCAAGUCGGGCAUGCUCCAAUCAUGGAACCAGAUGUGUUUCCAGUAUUCCGCGUAUAUCGAAGUCCGCGUCUCUCUGCCCGGAACGCCAGCGGUCGGAGGGUUCUGGCCCGGUGUGUGGAUGAUGGGCAACCUGGGCCGGCCGGGGUAUGGAGCGACGACGGAGGGAACGUGGCCGUACACGUACGACUCGUGUGAUUUGGGGACGUUGAAGAACCAGACGAACGCGGCGGGGACGGGUCCAGCGGGUGCGACGACUAGUAAUGGGAACGCGCUGUCCUACCUCCCGGGCCAGCGCCUCUCGGCCUGCACCUGUAAAGGCGAAGACCACCCCGGUCCUGAUCACACCUACGGCCGCGGCGCGCCCGAAAUCGACAUCAUCGAGGCGCAGACGGACCUUUCUCUGCCCCGAGGCCAGGUGUCCCAGUCGGCCCAGAUCGCGCCAUUCGAUGCGGAUUAUUACCCGUUCAACUCGACGGACGAUAUUAUUGUGUAUGAUACGUCUAUCGUCAAGCCGAAUAGCUACCUGGGGGGCGUGUACCAGCAGGCAGUGUCGAAUUUGGCAUAUGUCCAGACGGCGAAUUAUCAGUUGACUAGUAAAGGGUUUGCGAGCUAUGGCUUCGAGUACUAUGGGAACCCCAAAGACCGGUCCAACGGAUACAUCAACUGGCAGUCUGAAGGCAAGCAGUCCUGGACAAUGAAGGCGUCGGCUGUGCGAGCCAACCCGAUCUCGCAAGUUGGGCAGCGGUUGAUCAGUGAAGAGCCUAUGGCUAUGGUCAUCAACUUUGGCAUGUCGAACGGCUUCCAAACCGUCGAUUUCUCGCACCUCACCUUCCCCGCUCAGAUGCUCAUCGACUAUGUCCGGGUGUAUCAGCGCCCCGAGGGUCGGAUGGGGUGCGAUCCCGCCGAUCGACCGACGGCGGAUUAUAUUGCGCGACAUGCGGAUGCGUAUAGUAAUCCGAAUUUGACGACUUGGGCGGCUACGGGGAAUGCUUUCCCGAAGAACCGCCUGAUCGACGGGUGUUCUCAAUAA
Molecule: messenger RNA, 1875 nt
Organism: Dioszegia hungarica
Lineage: Eukaryota; Fungi; Basidiomycota; Tremellomycetes; Tremellales; Bulleribasidiaceae
Product: beta-glucan synthesis-associated
Exons: 9
Coding region: 1-1875 (624 amino acids)
Biological process (GO): fungal-type cell wall organization; (1->6)-beta-D-glucan biosynthetic process
Cellular component (GO): plasma membrane; endoplasmic reticulum membrane
Molecular function (GO): glucosidase activity
Source: RefSeq, a predicted model, not a curated record